AUGUUAUUGUUUGAGCUGUACGGGUAUGAAUCCACAAUCUCCCAACCUCAUGCUUGGAGAACAGCUAAGAACUCGAGUGGCUAUAUGUUGAAGUACAUCAAACCAACAGAUAAGAUUUUAGAUGUGGGUUGUGGACCAGGAAUGAUUACUUAUGAUCUUUCAAAUUAUGUUCCAGAGGGUGAAAUUAUUGGAAUUGAACCAACCAGAGAGCUCAUUGAUGAAGCUUUAAACAAUGAAAAGUCAGAUGCAGUUAAGAAUGUGAAGUUUCAAGUCGCCUCUGUUUUUGAAUUGCCAUUUCCUGACAAUUAUUUUGAUAUCGUUCAUGCUCACCAAGUUAUUAUACAUCUACAGCACCCAAUUGAGGCUUUAAAAGAGAUGAGACGCGUAUUGAGGCCAGAUGGGUAUUUGUGCUUCAAAGACGCCGAAUUGAGGUCAACUAUAUACUACCCGAGAAAAUACGAGGACCCAUUAGGAUAUUACAUGACAAAGAUCAGAACAGAGUUCACAAGCUGCUUUGGUGCUUCACGUUCAAAAGAGUUGACUUUGGAAGCUGGCUUUGAUCCAGAAAAUAUUGUGUUCACUUCUUCCAACUGGACGAUUUCCAGCGAGGAUGAUCGAAGAUGGUUCUCACAGAUGUACAUCAACCGUUUAGAAAGCCUAGAGUUUGGGAAAAGUGACAAGUAUACCAGUGAACAAUUAGAGCUGGCUUGGAAAGAAUGGGCCAGUGAUGAUAAUGCAGUAUGUAUACUUCUACAUGGUGAGAUUGUUGCAAAAAAGUGA
Hansenula anomala is the source of this 780-nucleotide messenger RNA. RefSeq lists its product as uncharacterized. The transcript has 2 exons. Lineage: Eukaryota; Fungi; Ascomycota; Saccharomycetes; Phaffomycetales; Wickerhamomycetaceae. The coding region runs from base 1 to 780 and encodes 259 amino acids. The record is from RefSeq and is a predicted model, not a curated record. Gene Ontology annotation, molecular function: methyltransferase activity.